Molecule: messenger RNA, 1467 nt
Organism: Ictalurus furcatus (blue catfish)
Lineage: Eukaryota; Metazoa; Chordata; Actinopteri; Siluriformes; Ictaluridae
Product: keratin, type I cytoskeletal 50 kDa-like
Exons: 7
Coding region: 50-1369 (439 amino acids)
Molecular function (GO): structural molecule activity
Source: RefSeq, a predicted model, not a curated record
UCUAGUCCUCGCUCACUAUCCAGAGUAAGACCAAAAAGCCUCCAUCAACAUGGCCAGCACCCUCACAACACAUGGUAGCUUUCCAUCAAGAUCCUUGUCCAUCGGUGUCAGAAGUGGAAGCCGGGUCUGCAGCUUACUGGCCGGAAGUGUCCAUGGUGGUGCAGGAGGCUCCGGGAUUCACAUCUCCCAAGCCUCUCAGCCCUUGUCCAUUAGAACAUCUAGAGCAAUCACUGGUGGAGGUUUUGGCUCUGCUUUAGGUCUUGGUUCCGGUCUUGGUUCCGGUCUUGUUUCGGGUAUUGGUUCAGGUAUUGGUGCAGGUUUUGGUGGUGGGUUUGGAAGUGGUGCUUGGUUUGGAGGUGAUGCAGCAUACAAAGACAGUGCUAGGUUUGGAGGUGCUGCUGGGGAAGCAGAUGUUGGAAACAUCGGCAAUGAGAAGUUCACCAUGAGGAUCCUCAAUGAACGGUUGGCCUCCUACCUGAAGAUGGUGCGCUUGUUGGAAAAGGCCAAUGCAGAGCUUGAGUUGAAGAUCAGUCAAUUUGUGGACAGCAGGACUUUACCUACUGAACAGGACUACUCUGACUCCUUGUCUACCAUCAAUGACCUCCAGGCUAAUAUUCUUGAUGCCAUUCAGUUAAAAGGUGCAGUCCAUAUCAACAUUGACAAUGCCACCUUGGAUGUAUAUAACUUUAGGAUUAAGUAUGAGAAUGAGUUGGCUCUGCAUCAGUCUGUUGAGGCCGAUAUCUCUGGGCUGAAGAGCCUGCUGGAUGAUAUCUACCUGAGCAUGAAAGAUCUCACAUUGCAGAUUGACACAAUGAAUGACGAGAAGGUCUACCUCAAGAAGAACCACGAGGAGGAAAUGGCGACCACACGCAGCCAGAUGAGUGGACAGAUUCAUGUGGAGGUGGAGGCCGCACCACAGCAUGAUCUCUCCAGCGUCCUGGAAGACAUCCGUGAUCACUACGAGACCAUCGCUGCCAAGAACAGGAGAGAGCUCGAGGGCUGGUUCAAGGGCAAGUUGGAGACCCUGAAACAAGAGGUUGCUACCAGCACAGAGACCACAGCAACAUCCAAUACAGCACUGAGUACAGAGAAAACCAAAGUGCAGGGCCUGGAACACGAGCUACAGACUGUUCUGGCCGUGAAAACAUCCUUGGGGGCAAAACUGUCAGAAACACAGGCUUUAUACACUGCGCAGUUGUCAGGAUACCAACUGCAGGUGACAAGUUUGGAGGAACAGCUGCUGCAGCUUCAUGCUGAUCUGGAGCGUCAAGGUGUUGAUUAUCAGAUGCUGCUGGACAUCAAGUCCAGACUGGAACUGGAGAUCGCAGAGUACCGGAGACUGCUGGAUGUAGGGGCCAGCCAAAGGUAAAUAAAAUCCAUAGAAAUCAAAGUAAAUCCCUCUUCUGGUCCAUCUUCUGUGUCUCUGAACUUUCACAGGUAUUUACUCUUAUCUUCUUAGCUUGUAUA